Vitis vinifera (wine grape) is the source of this 936-nucleotide messenger RNA. RefSeq lists its product as uncharacterized. NCBI's taxonomy places the organism in Eukaryota, Viridiplantae, Streptophyta, Magnoliopsida, Vitales, Vitaceae. The transcript has 3 exons. Bases 127 to 918 code for a protein of 263 amino acids. The record is from RefSeq and is a predicted model, not a curated record. Gene Ontology annotation, molecular function: protein binding.
AUCUGGCUGCCUUCAAUUUAUUUAGAGGAAGCGUACCUGCAGCAUUCUCAUAGAGUUGCAGUUAAUUGACCAGCUCUUUCUGUAGACCGUUGUCUUCUUUGUAGUUGUUGCAAGAUAAAAAGAGGCAUGGAAAUUGAAGCUGACGAGGCAGUGAGGAGAGAUUUAUUCAAUAAUGCCAUGGAAGGCAAAUGGGAUAAGGUGGUGAAAAUAUACCAGGACGUGCCCUGGGCCAGCAAAGAAAAGAUCACUACAAGUGGAGAAACCGCACUGCAUAUAGCUAUCUCUGAUUGCAAAGAAGAUGUUGUUGAAAAACUACUGGAGACUGUAAUUGGUAUCAGUGCGGAUGUUCUACGCAUACAAAAUGCGAAAGGGAAUACCCCUCUCCAUUUGGCAGCUUCAAUUGGAAAUGUUUCAAUGUGCAGAACCAUUGCUGGUCGCUAUCCAGAAGCGUUACGUGUUCGCAACGAAGAACUAGAAACUCCUCUCUUCUUGGCUGCUCGCCAUGGCAAGAUCAAAGUUUUCUUUUGCCUGCUAGAAGCGUCUACAGUCGCUCGCAUUGAAAGAGAGAAUUAUCUCCCUUAUCGGAACAAAAAAAGUGAAACAGUUCUUCACUGUGCCAUCACUGGAGGACACUUCAAAUUGGCAUUUCUAAUAAUUCAACUGUAUGAAGAUCUUGUUAACCUGAUUGACGAGAAAGGAUUCAGCCCUCUCCAUCUAUUAGCAGAUAAGCCUACUGCUUUCAGAAGUGGAACUAAACUCAGCCUGAUGGACAAAAUCAUUUAUCCAUGUAUAUUUGUCCCAGACUUCUACCACCCACUGAUUUCUGGAGAUGAUAAGAACUCCCAGAACCAAACACAUGACAAGUACAAGAGAGAAACACAAGAAGGUAUUGUUUUCUUUAUGCUGACAUUUGUCUAAACAUGUGUGAAUCACUUG